AUGAUGCUGUGGCUGCUGAGUUCCCUUCUCCUUGUGGCCCUUGCCUCAGGCGGCCGCCACCCCUCCCACGGCCCCUCUGGCCGCGUGGUCAAUGGUGAGGAUGCUGUUCCCUACAGCUGGCCAUGGCAGGUCUCCUUGCAGUAUGAGAAGGACGGGGCCUUCCACCACACCUGUGGCGGCAGCCUCAUUGCCCCCAAUUGGGUCCUGACUGCAGGCCACUGCAUCUCGACAUCUCGAACCUACCAGGUGGUGCUGGGCGAGUAUGACCGGAGUGUGAAGGAGGGGCCUGAGCAGGUGAUCCCCAUCAACGCUGGCGACCUCUUCGUACACAAGGGAUGGAAUAGCAACUGUGUGUCCUGUGGCAAUGACAUCGCCCUGGUCAAGCUGUCACGCAGUGCUGAGCUGGGGGACACUGUCCAGCUGGCCCAGCUCCCUCCCGCUGGUGAAAUCCUGCCCAAUGAAGCGCCCUGCUACAUCAGUGGCUGGGGCCGCCUGUACACCAAUGGGCCUCUCCCAGACAAGCUGCAGCAGGCCCUGCUGCCCGUGGUGGAUUAUGAUCACUGCUCCAAGUGGGACUGGUGGGGCUUCACUGUGAAGAAAUCAAUGGUGUGCGCUGGCGGGGACAUACAGUCUGGCUGCAAUGGUGACUCUGGAGGACCCCUCAACUGCCCCACUGAGGAGGGCAACUGGCAAGUCCAUGGGGUGACCAGCUUCGUUUCUGCCCUGGGCUGCAACACCCUCAAGAAGCCCACGGUGUUCACACGAGUCUCAGAUUUCACUGACUGGAUCGAGGAGACCAUUGCCAGCAACUAG
Octodon degus (degu) is the source of this 813-nucleotide messenger RNA. RefSeq names its product proproteinase E. The record is from RefSeq and is a predicted model, not a curated record. Gene Ontology annotation, biological process: proteolysis. Gene Ontology annotation, molecular function: serine-type endopeptidase activity. Bases 1 to 813 code for a protein of 270 amino acids. The transcript is spliced from 8 exons. NCBI's taxonomy places the organism in Eukaryota, Metazoa, Chordata, Mammalia, Rodentia, Octodontidae.